AUGACGGACAAGUACAUCAUCCGCGUGACGGCGGGCGCCGACUACGACGUCAAGAAGCACCAGGUCAUCCCCGUCAACCAGGCCGACACCGUCAAGGUCUCGUCCGCCCUCAUGGACGCCGAGAUCAACGUCCGCGUCCAGGACUACGCCGGCCUGCCGCGCAACUCCCCCGCCACCUCGCCGUACUUCUCCGCGGAGCCCCACGCCUACAACAAGGACCGGUACAGCAUCGCCCUGCGCUUCACGCCCAAGCAGCCGCCGCCGCCGUCCGCGUCCAGUAAGUCGGGAUCCAAAGAGGGUGCCGAUGGCGAUGACGUUGACGACGAAGACAACGACGACGAAGACGAUGAGGACGAUGCCGAGGAGGAGGAAAGUGAAGCAAAGGGCAUCAGGGCCGCGGACCUGCAGUGGGGCAACGACUUCGACCACCCCAUCCGCGACCGCCUGCCGCCGGGCUUCGGCACGGCGAUGAACAUCGUCAAGUGGUGGAUCGACCCGGGCCUCGAGGGCGACGCCUACGCCGACUCGCCCUACCUGUACGGCCCGGCCCUGAGCUCCUUCAACGCCGUGCACGUCGGCCCCGGCGAGCACGACCCGGGCCGGGGCGGCCUGUGGUUCGACGAGGGCGGCGACGAGGACGGCCACGCGGCGCGCGCGGGCUUCGGCGCGCCCGCCGACGCCAGGGCCCGCAUGAAGUGGGCGCUGCGGGCCGACGCCAAGGACAGGUGGGUGUGGGAGUACGGCCGGACGUACGGCCUCGACUUCUUCAACCCGUACCUCGACUUCUCCGAGUUCUCCCUGCGGCUGCCCGGCUUCACGCUGCCCAUCAUGAAGUACUGGGACGGGCAGAGCCUGAGGUCCCCCAAGCGCCGCUCACACGUCCUCAGAUACGUCCUGCGCAACCGCUCCACCGCCGAGACGUACCUCGUCGUCACCUUUACGCUCUACCGCCGCGAGGACGUCGAGGAGGACGGCACGGUCAAGCAGGCCGCGCUCGACGGCAACCCGCUGCUGCCACCUGCGGACGAGUCCGCAGCGGCGGCGGAGAAGGAAGGAGGCGGAGGUAAAGAGGCAGCAAAGGAAGAGGAGAAGUUUGAUGAGGCCGAGGUGCUCGAGGAGGCGCGGAGGAGGUUGUCCAAUGUCGGGGUGGAGGAUACGGCGGAUGACGAUGUGGACUGA
Messenger RNA from Thyridium curvatum, 1179 nucleotides. RefSeq lists its product as uncharacterized. The coding region runs from base 1 to 1179 and encodes 392 amino acids. Lineage: Eukaryota; Fungi; Ascomycota; Sordariomycetes; Thyridiales; Thyridiaceae. The record is from RefSeq and is a predicted model, not a curated record. The transcript has 2 exons.